CAAUAAACUGAUCGCCGCGCGCUGCUUAUCUCAUAACUUAUAGAACAAACUAAACUUCCUGAUUGAGUACGAAAAUCGAUCGUCCUUUGAGUGUCGUUAAUCAAAGACAGAUUGCCCACGUGAUAUAAAUUUGUAUGUUUCCAUAUAAUAUAGAAACAUACACGUUACCGCUGCUUUUUGGAGAAUGAAGUCACACACCAGCGCAAUAUCUUCUACAUGCCGCCUGUUUAUCCUCGGAUUUACACUCAUUCAAGGAUAUGAUGCAUUUGCAUAUGAAGACAUUCUGACGUCAAAUCCUUCAUGCUAUGGGGCGACUUUCGAUAGUUUUGUAAAUGCCGAUUGUGGAUAUAAUUCAAGACUCAUCUUUCCAUUAGAAGUAUUCGUCGGUGCAAAACCAAAUUCAACAGGAUGUAAGACAUACGAUGAUGAAUACGGUGAAAAUGAUCCGCUACGAGAGCAAUGUUGUGGACAUAUAGAUGGAGAUCAUGAUUGCAGGGAUGAGUACGAUGGCGAGAACAGGACAGUGUUCAUGACAAACUGUGUUGGACGAAACAAAUGUGAACAAACGCGGACAGUGUGGAAGUCAACCAUCGACAUGGGCUGUAACGUCAGUGAAACGUACAAAGAGGUCUCAAACUAUGCUUAUUUGGAAUAUUACUGCAUAGCAAAAACACGGAUGGGGACACCCAUGAAAGAUUUGAAACUUCGAAGUAGAGGUAAUCUGUUGUAUCUGACUGCGGGUAGUGUGGACGCUUAUUGGGACGGUAUAUUGGAGAACAAUGUGACAUGUAGUGUUAAAACAUCCAAUAAAUCGGUUGUCGAAGUUUGGACCAUGGAUGUUCGCCUUAACAUGUCCACAUUACAGCACGUGGAAAUCGAUAACGGAGCUUCACUAAAGAUUCUAGAUAAUUCGUACAACAACUCUUUCCAUCCGACAUUGAUUCUAAACGACACGUCCAGCGUCAACAUCACGCUCAAAACGAACAAGCAUAACGCUGAAUUUAUAUGGCUUGGGUUUAGAGCGAAUUCAAGUAACGAUUUUGUUGAGAUAUCCUGCGAUGAAAGUGGUCGAUUUUACAUAGCAGACCAGGAUGUACCAUUAUCAGAAGCAGAAAAGACAAUCGGACUAAUGAUAGGGAGUGCUGCAGGUGGACUGUGUUUUUUAGCAAUCUGUAUCAUCUUAGGCAUAGUAAUCUACAGGAGAUACAGAUUUAGAAAGGUUGGAGAGGAAAUUAAAAACCUUCCAGAAAAUGAAGAGAUAGAGUAGCGGCUGUGUCAUUCAUUAGAGACAAUGUGUCAAGGACACAUUGAUGUGACCUCAGUCAUGAUGUACAUGCAUGUUCUCAGCAUUGUAAAUGUUUUAAUGGUCAAUUUGGUACAUUCGUGUUUUACUUUCAGGAAAGUGUCAGGUUUAUAUUCAAAAUCUGAAGUCACAGUCAACACCGGACUUGAUUCUUUUCAGAUUUCUAUGGUAACAAUUACUCUGGAUAUUCCGCAUUGUUAAACUAAGAUUUCUGUCAAAUAACACAGAAAUACGAUAGAUUGUGUGAAAAAUUUCACCGUUCAUUGUUAUGAUGAUACACUGUAUACGAAUAAUUGUUUUGUCGUGUACUUAUGAUCCAUGAUAAGAUGAGGAUAUUUGAAUUUACAGGGUAAUAAAAUGAUCUAAAUCAG
This is a messenger RNA of Ostrea edulis (European flat oyster), 1674 nucleotides long. RefSeq lists its product as uncharacterized. Lineage: Eukaryota; Metazoa; Mollusca; Bivalvia; Ostreida; Ostreidae. The record is from RefSeq and is a predicted model, not a curated record. Bases 185 to 1267 code for a protein of 360 amino acids. The transcript has 6 exons.